CACAUGUCAAAAAGGGGGGUAACUCUGUGACUUGACAUUGAUAAACAUGGCUUGAACUUGAAAUUUUGGGUGAUGAGUAAUAACGUUCUAGAUGACAUGAUGGAGUCUUGCAAGGGUCUUCGGCGAUUCGUCUUACGAUGUCCACACCACAAUGUAGACAGAUGUCACCGUGUGCCGAGACUGUCAAUAUGGCAAACUCUGUGUUUCCCAACAGUGUAUGCAGCUGAGAAGGCAACUGCCACAGACAAGAUGGAACAGGCUGUGUCAACACAGAGUAUACAAACAGUGAACUUUGUUUCUGAAAUGGAAAUACAAGAAUAUAUGAUGAAAGAAACAGGAAAAGACCGACUCAUGAAGAUGUUUUCAAAAGAUCAUAUAGGUGGCUGGAGUCCUGAGGUGCAGUUCAUAAAGCAGGUGACAACACAAACAGCGUUGAUCACCUUCCUCAUUACAUCGUUUGUUGGUGGUCGACAUGCCAGGGAGGAGUUUAUCAGGAAGCACCAGGCGACAGUGUUCUCAACGCGGUUCAGGGCGUUUAGAUCACUUCAAGAUUCUAUCUUCUUGAGGAGUUUGUUGGAUGGAUCAAAGUGGACUGUGAAAGUCUCCCUAUUCACAGUGUCCUUGCUAGGUAUAUCACAGUCUAUUGCUGUAUAUCGCAACAAGUCAUCCCCAUUGGAAUAUUCAGUAGGUUUAGGAAUAACAGCAGCUUUGUUGAAGUGCAACCUGGGACUUAAAGGAAUGUUUGCCGGAGGUGUUUUCGGAACAGUGAUGGGCCUUGUGGGAGGGACGGCUAUUUGGGGUGCCAUGUAUGCACUGAACGAGACUCAGGAACAGAGACAUUAUUGGAAGGUGCAGAGAACCCUGGAGAUGGAGAAAGCAUCGAAAGGUCUUCUUGUAUCACCAGAAACAGGAGAGCAACUUCAGCCUCAGCCUCUUUCGUAGUUAUCUCCCUUUAUGAGGACUCGUUCUCUACCACACAGCCUAUGUUGACUAGAGCUGAAUGAACACUUUUCAAAACAUAGUAGAUAUUAUUCAUCUUCCAUCAAAAGUGUCAAGGGUCUUUGUAAAGUGUUUGAAAUCAUCUGGUAGUCCUAAAUUUAUGACAUUUUAAAAAUAUUGUAUGCAUGUAUCCGAUGUGAAUAAAAUCCAACCAAACUAA
Molecule: messenger RNA, 1159 nt
Organism: Haliotis rubra (blacklip abalone)
Lineage: Eukaryota; Metazoa; Mollusca; Gastropoda; Lepetellida; Haliotidae
Product: RPII140-upstream gene protein-like
Exons: 8
Coding region: 73-942 (289 amino acids)
Cellular component (GO): mitochondrion
Source: RefSeq, a predicted model, not a curated record